Messenger RNA from Monopterus albus (swamp eel), 455 nucleotides. Its product is annotated as galactose-specific lectin nattectin-like. The annotation marks the transcript as partial. The transcript has 5 exons. NCBI's taxonomy places the organism in Eukaryota, Metazoa, Chordata, Actinopteri, Synbranchiformes, Synbranchidae. The record is from RefSeq and is a predicted model, not a curated record.
GUGUGUGUGUGUGUGUGUGUGUGUGUGUGUGUGUGUGUGUGUGUGUGUGGUGUUUCGACUUCUGCUACAGCUGCAAGUGAAAUCACAUCAAGAUGGCCUUAGGUCUGUAUUUCAUGUUGCUCCUCUCUUUGGCCAGUGGGCUAUGGGCUCAGGACGUUGGAGAAGCAAGACCAUCUGAUGGCUGUUGUGUAGGUAAGAGAUGCCCUAAGGGAUGGACCCAGCAUGAUGACUACUGUUACAAGUUCAACCUCAAUGAAAAGGACUGGGCUGAUGCAGAGGUUGGCUGUGUUGCUGUUGGUGGGAAUCUGGCCUCCAUCCACACCAAAGACCACUAUGACUUUGUGAAGGGUUUGAUUAAAACCUCAGCUGGUACAAAUAAACAAACUUGGGUUGGAGGCUCUGAUGCAGUCAAGGUGAGUGACUUAACAACAGACUUUGAGCAUUUAAUGGUGAAU